AUUUAAUAUUCGGAUUUGGCAAAUAUCUUAAAUUGAAUUAUAUUUUUAGUUACUGUAGAUUAUUAUUUUGAAAAGCCAUGAGUUAUAUUGCAAGAACCAGAACGCCCUUACUGCGUGCGAUUUGCAAUAUUAGAAUGUAUUCCGGGGAGCCAGGAUCUGGAGCUGGAAAGGGUGGCGGCGGUGGUGGUGCCAUUCGUGAAGCUGGUGGUGCUUUUGGCAAGAUGGAAGCAGCCAGAGAAGAUGAAUUCUUCUACAAAAAGCAAAAGGAACAACUGGCCAACAUUAAAGGUCAUUUAGACAAGGAAAUUUCUUUCCAUCAAGAGCAGAUCAAACGUCAUGAAGAUGCUAUCAGACGUCACAAGGAACAAAUGGCUGAAAUUAAUAACAAAUAGUUUUUUUACUCAAUUUUUGAUUGAAGCUCCAAAUAGUCCUCUAGAUUACCUACAUUGUGUUACUUUAAAAAACGAAUAUUAAAAUAUAAGAUGUGAACUAUAACUUUAAGAUGUCAAUUUUUGCUUUUAUUUUAUUUAGGUCUUAGACAUCAAAUAUAUUUUACAGGCAUUAUAA
This is a messenger RNA of Vanessa tameamea, 567 nucleotides long. Its product is annotated as ATPase inhibitor mai-2, mitochondrial-like. Lineage: Eukaryota; Metazoa; Arthropoda; Insecta; Lepidoptera; Nymphalidae. The record is from RefSeq and is a predicted model, not a curated record. Gene Ontology annotation, molecular function: ATPase inhibitor activity. Gene Ontology annotation, cellular component: mitochondrion. The transcript is spliced from 4 exons. The coding region runs from base 78 to 392 and encodes 104 amino acids. Gene Ontology annotation, biological process: negative regulation of ATP-dependent activity.